AUGAGCUACCAAUGAAAGACAGAAUGCAAAAAAUAGUUACUCUUUUUCUUGAUAAUGGGGUGAUUGAUAAGUUUGUUCUUGCACCUAUUAAUACCGGCCAACAUUGGGUUUUGCUAGGAAUCAAUCUUAAACUGGAGAUAAUUCAUUAUCUUGACCCAAUAGCGGUAGACAUUAAUAUGAGGCAAGAUUUGAAAAAAUUGUUUGACAUGGUUAUACAAACCUAUCGAGCUCAAACAGGAAACAUGGUUUCAAAAUCUAAGUCAAACAAUAUCAAGUGGACAACAAUUAAGUGCCCAAGACAACCCAACGGCAAUGAUUGUGGGUAUUACGUGUGCCAAUAUAUGAAGGAAAUUAUUACAUAUUGUGAAGGAGGAACAAUUCCAACUGAUUAUUUUUCUAGUUGCAGAUGUCAACAAUAUCAUGAAAGUCAAAUCAUUGAAGUUAGAGAAAAUUGGUGUAUACAUGUAAUUAGUACAUGCUUAUAG
This is a messenger RNA of Vigna angularis (adzuki bean), 485 nucleotides long. RefSeq lists its product as uncharacterized. Gene Ontology annotation, biological process: protein desumoylation. Gene Ontology annotation, cellular component: nucleus. The record is from RefSeq and is a predicted model, not a curated record. Bases 12 to 485 code for a protein of 157 amino acids. NCBI's taxonomy places the organism in Eukaryota, Viridiplantae, Streptophyta, Magnoliopsida, Fabales, Fabaceae. Gene Ontology annotation, molecular function: deSUMOylase activity. The transcript is spliced from 5 exons.